Molecule: messenger RNA, 1779 nt
Organism: Sceloporus undulatus (fence lizard)
Lineage: Eukaryota; Metazoa; Chordata; Lepidosauria; Squamata; Phrynosomatidae
Gene: RRM2
Product: ribonucleotide reductase regulatory subunit M2
Exons: 10
Coding region: 108-1295 (395 amino acids)
Biological process (GO): deoxyribonucleotide biosynthetic process
Cellular component (GO): cytosol
Molecular function (GO): ribonucleoside-diphosphate reductase activity, thioredoxin disulfide as acceptor
Source: RefSeq, a predicted model, not a curated record
CGCCAAAUUCGAAAGGCAUAUAAAGGGGGCGGAGAGACCAAGCGCGGUCUCAGUUCAUUGCUCUUAGCUCCCGCUUGCUUGCCUUGCCUUGCCUUCCAGUCUCGACCAUGCUGGCCGCCCGCAACCCGCUCUACGCUCGCAACGAGCCCAAGUCCCGCCUGUCGCCUAUGAAGAAUCUGGCCCUGAACGAUAAGGAGAACACGCCCCCUUCUCUCAGCUCCACCCGGGUCCUGGCCUCCAAGACGGCGAGGAAGAUCUUCCAGGAGCCCCCCAAUGAGGCUGUGGAUGCAUCUAAAGGAGUGAAGCAGCUUCCUUCAAGCAAUGUACAAGAUGAACCUCUUCUUCGGGAAAAUCCCCACCGCUUUGUUAUCUUUCCCAUUCAGUACCAUGAUAUCUGGAAAAUGUACAAGAAAGCAGAGGCUUCCUUUUGGACAGCUGAAGAGGUGGAUCUUUCCAAAGAUCUCCAGCACUGGGAAUCCUUAAAGCAGGAAGAGAAGUAUUUCAUUUCACACAUCUUGGCAUUCUUUGCUGCAAGCGAUGGCAUUGUCAAUGAAAAUUUGGUGGAGCGGUUCAGCCAAGAAGUUCAAGUCACAGAAGCUCGCUGUUUCUAUGGCUUCCAGAUUGCCAUGGAAAACAUCCAUUCAGAAAUGUAUAGUUUACUUAUUGAUACUUACAUCAAAGACCCCAAACAGAGGGAGUAUCUGUUUAAUGCCAUUGAAACCUUGCCAUGUGUUAAAAAGAAAGCUGAUUGGGCCAUGCGGUGGAUUGGGGACAAACAAGCUACCUAUGGUGAGCGAGUAGUAGCCUUUGCUGCAGUAGAAGGAAUCUUCUUUUCUGGUUCUUUUGCAUCUAUAUUUUGGCUGAAAAAACGAGGUCUAAUGCCUGGACUUACUUUUUCCAAUGAACUGAUCAGCAGGGAUGAGGGCUUGCACUGUGAUUUUGCUUGUUUAAUGUUCAAACACUUGAUACACAAACCAUCAGAGGAAAGAGUGCGAGAGAUAAUCGCAAAUGCUGUCAGGAUAGAGCAGGAAUUCUUGACUGAAGCAUUGCCUGUGAACCUAAUUGGCAUGAAUUGCACUUUAAUGAAGCAGUAUAUUGAAUUCGUGGCAGACAGACUGAUACUGGAACUAGGUUUUAACAAGAUAUUCAAAGCUGAGAAUCCAUUUGACUUCAUGGAGAAUAUCUCACUGGAAGGCAAAACUAAUUUCUUUGAAAAGCGUGUAGGAGAAUAUCAGAGGAUGGGAGUGAUGUCAAAACCCAUAGACAACUCAUUCACAUUGGAUGCAGAUUUCUAAGCCAAACACAACUGUUUUCAGUUGGCUUGGAAUUCUAGUGAUUUGUCUUGUUAUCCUCACAAUUCUUGUUCUUGUAAUAUGUGGUGGUACUUUUGUAUAGUGUAUGUAGCUAAAAUAGGAACACAGAUUUCCACUACUGCUAUGUGCAUUUCAUAAGUCACAAGUUACUCUGAUUUUCAAAAGUACCAAUGCUUGAACUAUGUUCCGUUAUCUGGUAACAACAAAGCAAGUAGCAUGGGGAUACUCUAGGAAAUGGCAGUUUUUCAUAUCCUCUUAUAUGGGUUGUGGGGGAAAGCUGCAGAACCUGUGUAGCAGACGUUAGUAUUUUAAUAGUUUGUACAUAAAACGUGGCACUUUAAAAGUCUGGCCUGUAAUUCCUGAGAAAGGCUGGUAAUGUAUGAAUUUAAAAUGAACUCUUUUAGCCUGCAUGUAAUCCUAAUUUCAUUAUUAUGCUGUAUUUUACUUAUAUGUAAAUUAAACUGAA